AUGAUCAUUGUAUCCUGGAAUAUUAGAGAACUGAAUAAGUCCUUUAAACAGCAAGAACUAAAGAAAUUCUUGCUGUCAAAUAAAGUAGAUUUGAUUGCUGUUUUGGAGACUAGAGUUAAAAAACACAGGGUGCAGAAGAUUCGAAUGAAGAUAGGAAUAGACUGGCAUUUCAAAGACAAUUAUGAAAACGCACCUAAUGGUAGAAUAUGGUUAAUAUGGAAAGAAGCAAAUAUACAUGUAGCAGUACUGGAGAACAUUGAUCAGAUGAUUCACUGUCUAGUGAAGGAUAAAAAUUCAGCAUUCACGAGUUAUAUAACAUUUGUGUAUGGCCUCCACAUUACUAAAGAUAGAAUUCCACUAUGGAGAAGUUUGAGGAACAUGCAAACUACUGGACCAUGGCUCAUAAUAGGAGAUCUCAACAGUGUGCUAAAUGUGGAUGAUAGGGUGAAUGGAAUUCCAGUUCAUCAAGCAGAAAUAAUUGAUUUCCAAAGCUGCCUUGAUGAUAUUGGAGUGGGACAAAUCACAAAAAGAGGCAGCAGUUUCUCAUGGUGCAAUAAAAGGGAUGCAGAUGUCAGAAUACAUAGCCACAUAGAUUGGGCAUUGGGGAAUGCUGAUUGGUUCAAUGUUUAUAAUGGGGUAGAGGCAAUAUAUAUCCUCCCAGGAUGCUUAGAUCAUACCCCUAUAAUGAUAAAUACUGAUGUGAGGAAACUGCAGCUUAUUCAACAACAAACAAGGGACAUUCAACAGGAACAUUCCUCAGUUGAUCAAAAGCUGAUUCAAUUGAGAGAAACACUGAAGGAAGUACAGGGGAAGCUCAAUGAGGACUACUUCAACAAUCAACUGAUAGAAGAUGAGAGAAGGACCUUAAAAAGCAUAGAGAAAUGGGAAGAAAUUCAGGAGCAAAUUAUGAGGCAGAAGUCGAGAGCAACAUGGAUCCAACUGGGAGAUUGCAAUACCAAACACUUCCAUGCUUAUAUGAAGGCCAGACAAGCAAGAAAUAAGGAGACAGAUGAAUUACCAGGGAUAGAUGUCAAUAUAGCACGAAAUGGUCCUUGUCUAACACUAGCCAAGCGGCAACAAUUGUUACAUGCAGUAACACCAGAGGAGAUCUGUCAAAUUGUAAAGAAUCUACCUAAUGACAAGGCACCAGGUAUGGAUGGAUACCCUGCUAAAUUCUUUAAGGAAUUUUGGCCACUCAUUGGACAGGAGGUCAUAGAAACAGUUCAACAAUUCUUUCAAACUGGCAAACUACUGAAGGAAAUUAACUGCACAACUGUUACAUUGAUUCCAAAGAUGAAAAAUCCAAGCUAUGUGAAGGAGUUUAGGCCAAUUGCUUGUUGCUCAACCAUGUAUAAAAUUAUUGCCAAGCUACUGACAAAUAGACUUAAACUAGUUGUGGAUCUUUUGGUUGGACAUUCUUAG
Molecule: messenger RNA, 1422 nt
Organism: Nicotiana attenuata
Lineage: Eukaryota; Viridiplantae; Streptophyta; Magnoliopsida; Solanales; Solanaceae
Exons: 3
Coding region: 1-1422 (473 amino acids)
Source: RefSeq, a predicted model, not a curated record